This is a messenger RNA of Anopheles merus, 1520 nucleotides long. RefSeq names its product glucose-6-phosphatase 3 (gene G6P). Gene Ontology annotation, molecular function: glucose-6-phosphatase activity. The transcript has 6 exons. Lineage: Eukaryota; Metazoa; Arthropoda; Insecta; Diptera; Culicidae. Gene Ontology annotation, biological process: gluconeogenesis; glucose 6-phosphate metabolic process. Gene Ontology annotation, cellular component: membrane. The record is from RefSeq and is a predicted model, not a curated record. Bases 137 to 1141 code for a protein of 334 amino acids.
CUUGUUGAUGGGUGUUGGCAAAGCAUUAGCACUUGGCAGCAACACCCACAUUGGUAACCCAUUUUGCUAGGGGUAGUUAUGAAACUGUACGGUUAUUUGUUAAAGCGUGAGAUUUACCAAAUCAUUUACGUCCAGGAUGUGUAAGUUUUCUCAGUAUGAAGAUUUUCUGGCAGCCGUUACGAAGGCGUUCGAUCCGAAGGUGCUAUUUCUCACCGUCAUACCGGUCGUAGCUGGUCUCAGCACGACGCUCUAUUCGAAAUUGCUGCUCAGUGUAUUGCUGACGGAGUACGCCAACACGAUCGUCAAGUGGAUACUCGCCGAAGAUCGUCCCUUCUGGUGGCUGAACGAGACGAAGGAGUUCUCCUCCCUGAACCGUCCUAAGAUUUAUCAGAAUGAGCUUACUUGCGAACCAAGCCCGGGUAAUCCGUCCGGUCAUUUGAUGACCUCCACGACCUACCUAUUUGUGAUAUUCUCAGUUCUAGAGGAAUAUUUAGCGAAGUACGGAAGGUUCGCCAGAGUGUCGCUGCGCUUCGUCUACUACAGCACGCUGUUUUUCAUAUCGAUUUCCCGCAUGUACUUCGGAUGCCAUUUCCUUCAUCAGUGCAUCUUCGGAAUCCUGCUGGGAAUCCUUAUGAGCAAGGUGUGUCUGUCCCAUCGGCUUGAAAAAUACAUUGCGAAGCAGUCGGGCAAGCGGAGAGUGGGAUUUGUAGUGGUGAUAUGCCUGGCGAUGCUUUCCCUAUACUGGGCCCAAAAGCUGUUGGGGAUCGAUCCGCAGUGGGCGGUGAAGAUGGCUUUCAAGUGGUGCGAGGAUCCGUUCUACUUGAAGCCAACCACUACACUAGUGUUUAGCGCAAUUCGCCUUACUGGGUCACUACUGGCACUGGCGGUGGUAGGACCUAUUCAAAAAGCUAAACCGCUCAACGUAAAACUAAGUAUUCCUAUGGUAAUGGCAAUGAUGGCGUUCGAAUGGAUAGCAUUGGACUUUACGCCGCGCAACUUCGGUGUGGUUGUGUACUUUUUAUACAGCUUCCUGCUUUACUUCCUAUUCACGUAUGCCUAUCUGCGCUGGGUACCGGCACUAGCGGCCGGCCAAGAUAUCCGUGCGUCGCGCAGCGAGAGAACCAAAUCUAAAUCGAACUAACAGCACCAGCAUAAACAGCCACUGAUAAGUAAGCUAUUAAGCGUCGUUUUCCUAAACAGCAUCGAAAGGCCUGAAACACUGCCAGGGAAAACGCUUUUCCCGGCGGCAUGCACUAUGCAUUUUUUCAUUCCAUCACAUAUCAAUUAACAACCGUAGCAAAGUAGAGGAUAAAAAGCGCUCAAACAGAUUACCGACAAAGGUAGCACCACCAGCAAUCAACAACUACUACAACAAUUACUAGUGAAUCUACAAUUGCCUCGCACAACUACAUUCACCUACAACAUAAAACGCCUGCUCGUGUUGAUCUCUAAAUUCUAAAACAACUGUUUAUUAUGGUAUUUUUUCCAUAAAAUAUUCAAAAAUGCUGCUUGUUAAAAUC